AGGGAGGCGUUGACUGACUCAAGCUAACGUCGUCUGCUGGCCGACGCCGCGUGAACCUUCCGUGAGCUCUGUGCGCACAUACUGUUAAUGAGUGGAAAGGCACAGAAAUGUCGGGGAAGAGUUUUCGAGUCAGCGACGGUGACUGGAUUUGUCCCGAUAAAAAGUGUGGUAAUGUGAACUUCGCCAGAAGAACAAGUUGCAACAGAUGUGGCAGAGAGAAAACCACAGAGGCCAAGAUGAUGAAAGCAGGAGGAACAGAAAUUGGGAAAACCCUGGCUGAGAAGAGCAGAGGCCUCUUCAGUGCAAACGAUUGGCAGUGCAAAACAUGCGGCAAUGUGAACUGGGCGAGACGGUCCGAGUGUAACAUGUGCAACACUCCGAAGUACGCCAAGCUGGAAGAAAGAACAGGUUAUGGAGGCGGUUUCAAUGAAAGGGAAAAUGUGGAAUACAUAGAACGGGAGGAAUCUGAUGGUGAAUAUGAUGAGUUUGGUAGAAAAAAGAAAAAAUAUCGUGGGAAGAGCAACAGCUCAAGUUCAGCAAAAGAAGUUGAAAAGAAAGAAGUGCCAAAAGAUGAAGUCGAGGAGGAGGAGGAGGAAGAAGAAGAGGAGGAGGAAGAUGAAGACGGUGACCUUUCAAAAUACAAACUGGAUGUAAGAUCAGCGAUUAGUCAUUCUUAUAACUUCUCCCAGAGGGCUACAGCUUUCUUAAUUAAAAGACGAAGAAGAAAAACAAAUGUUUCUUUGCAGGAUGACGAGGAUGAUGAAGAUGGGGAUCUAUCAAAGUAUGAUCUCAUUGCCAGUGAUGAGGACGAAAAGCCAGCCAAGAAAAGCGGCAGCCGCUCUGGUUCCUCUCGCUCGUCCUCGCGCUCUUCUAGCUCCAGCUCUCGGUCGAGGUCCAGGUCCCGUUCUAGAAGUUCUUCCAGUUCCAGAUCUGGAUCUCGUUCGAGAUCUCGCUCCAGAUCGAGCUCCAGGUCUGGGAAGGGCUCCUCUCCCCUGAAGAGGUCCCGCUCACCGUCCUCCUCCCCCGAGAGGAGACAGAAGCGCAGUCGCUCCAGGUCUUCGUCUCGAGGAAGAAAACGCAGACGCUCUAGAUCCCGUUCGUCCGAAAGGUUUGGGUUUCUGUGGAAUACCACGAUGGCACUGAUUAUAAUUAGACCUCUGUUGGACCGCUUAUGGGAGAUCAGAUUUACAAAGAUAUGCCCACAUUUUGCCAUUGUGUUUUAAACAUUUUGACACUGUUUAAAUCUGCUUACCUUGCUUCAUGUAUACACCGUGCGCCAAUGGCCGCCUCUGCUGACCUCGUUGUCCUUCCCACGAUGUUUGUGUGAUUUCAGGCGCAGCGACCAUUCGUCUGGAUCGUCCCACUCUGGCUCCAGUUCUAAAAAGAAAUAACUUUCUUACAGCCUCAUAAACCAGUAAAGUUUAGUGGAAGUGCAUGUCGUGUCGCAAACACAACAACCAUACACCGUCAGUAUGCUCUUCGUUGUCAUAACCUCGCAAAAGUCUUACUCCUAAUCAUCAAGAAAAGCAGACAACAUGAAAUCAUCUUGUCAUUACCUAUGUGCUCCCUUUUUAAAAAAAAAAAUUACCUGGAGUGUUUGUAAUUAUAGAUGUCCAAUAGGUAAAACAAAAAAGUCCUAAUGGGGGGAAAAUGAUUAUUACACAUAAAGGGUUCGCCUUUAAAACCCAUCCUGCCUAAAAUCUUCAUGAGCAUUUAGCUCUGGUCAUGUGUUGAACUGGAGCAAUUUUUUUUUUUUUUUUUUUUU
Fundulus heteroclitus (mummichog) is the source of this 1765-nucleotide messenger RNA. It is a transcript of the gene zranb2, whose product is annotated as zinc finger, RAN-binding domain containing 2. Gene Ontology annotation, biological process: RNA processing. Bases 108 to 1223 code for a protein of 371 amino acids. NCBI's taxonomy places the organism in Eukaryota, Metazoa, Chordata, Actinopteri, Cyprinodontiformes, Fundulidae. Gene Ontology annotation, molecular function: RNA binding; lipopolysaccharide binding. The record is from RefSeq and is a predicted model, not a curated record. The transcript has 8 exons.